Coccinella septempunctata (seven-spotted ladybird) is the source of this 1911-nucleotide messenger RNA. Its product is annotated as chymotrypsin-C-like. Gene Ontology annotation, biological process: proteolysis. The transcript has 5 exons. NCBI's taxonomy places the organism in Eukaryota, Metazoa, Arthropoda, Insecta, Coleoptera, Coccinellidae. The record is from RefSeq and is a predicted model, not a curated record. Bases 448 to 1725 code for a protein of 425 amino acids. Gene Ontology annotation, molecular function: serine-type endopeptidase activity.
CACCCUGUAUAUUUAUUCUUGAGAGUCUACUUCGCACCGGUUACAACCUAUUCACCCACUCUAGAUCAACUAUCCAAAGUAGGAACUCCUUGGCGACAAUUAUUGUACUACUCGACAAUAGCUAUCCUUUCUUAUCGCCCAACACCUGACGCAUCAACUACGAAUGUUUUGCUGUCAGUAAAAAUGCUUACAGCGUAAACAUCGAACUCUUUUUCAAUCUAUUCGAAGCGGAAGGUAGUGUAUUGUUUUUGUAUGUUCUCCUUCGAUAGGAAAUUACGAAUUACGUGAUUUGAGGCCGAGCCUUGAACAAGAUCAACAAUCUAGACAGGUUUUUCUGGAUCCAUAGAUGUGGCGACGGAGGUGAAGAAGGAGCUUCUAGAGCGUCCAAACUCGCAAUAUUGGCAAAACUGUGGUGAGAUCUUGUGCAGUGCGACCAACAGGCAUAAGAUGCCCGCAGCGAUAGUCCUGCUUCUAGCGGGAGUCCUCGUAAUCGUUCCCGAGUGCCACCCCCUUCCCCUUGAUCCCGUCUCCCCCUGCCCGGACAUAUUUCGAUACGAGGAAGUUUCGGAGGAAGGAUGGAGAGCCAACUUGACUUUGAACUCGGAAUCUGAUCUGGACGGGGUCUGGGUGAGGCUGUUCACCAGGCCAAAGUUGCGAGGCGUCGUGGUUUCGGACGAUUUCGUCGUUAGGUAUAAUGAAACUGAGGAAGUCAGGUUGGCCAACAGAAACUACAUGCUUAAAGCAGACACUCCAGCUAGUCUAACUGUAAGUGGUGAACUCCUGGAUGGAAAGGUCCCAGUGUUAAUUUCAGUGAUCCUCAAUGGGAAAAAGAUAUGUCCUCCAGAACAAAUCAGUGAAAGCAGCUUGUACAUUGGAGAUUUCAACAACAAAAAAUUCAUUUCAUCGGUGAAAUCCCAAGGCGUCACCCACCACAAUUCCUCCAACACCACAAAAUGCGGUAAAGCCCUACUGCUGAAUUCCUUGAUACCCAACGACAACAUCAAGGUGCUCCCAGGGGAAUGGCCCUGGCAGGCUGGUCUUUUCAAAGAGAUCAACGGGACUCAAUCCCUACUUUGCGAGGCCACUCUCGUUUCGGAAAACACCCUCUUGACCUCAGCCCAUUGCGUGACGUGGCAGGAUUCCAACACCCCCAUAUCCACUGGUCUCCUCACAGCGAGGCUAAAGAAUCUCAACGUUCAGGAAGCCGACGAAGACGACAUCCACAAGGUGAAAGCCGUCGUCGUUCAUCCGGAUUAUAACGAGACAACUUUGACGAACGAUUUGGCUGUUGUGAAGCUGCAGAAGGACGUAGAGGCGGAUGAGGCGGUUCAGCCCAUCUGUCUUCCCAGCUCUGGGAAGCUACCCGAGGAAUCCUUCAUUUUGGGGUACGGUUUCAAGGGGGACGGAACCCUGUUGAAUUUGGGAGUCGCUAAGACUGUUCCUUUGAGCGAUGACAAAUGCGCCAGCUUGGAACCUUCGUAUCUAACCCUGAUGAACGACGAUAAUUAUUGCGCCACGUAUGUUCAAGAUCAUGAGGUUUGUAUCGGGAGUUCAGGAAGUGGAGUGAUGGACAUAAAAUCCGAUUCUGAGUAUGUCUGGGAGUUGAGAGGUGUGUUGAGUGUUGGUAGAGCCCUUCAUGAGAAGUUUAGAUGCGAUCAAAGCAGCCCUAUAUUGAUUGCAGAUAUCUCGAAGUAUCUCAAAUGGAUAAAAUCUAAUAUUUCUUAGGGAUAAACAUCGUGAAGUCAAGUAUUAUAUCCGAAAAGGCUGUAGUGCUACUAUAUUCUUGAACUUUUGUCUGUCUGCAUAAGAAACGUUGUGUGACGUCCAUGAACUGUGAUUAUUUUAAUUAUGUAUUUAAUGAGAGGCACAUUAAAGCAUCUAUAUUGAUGGAAACAGAGAAGAAAGAGAUAA